This is a messenger RNA of Daktulosphaira vitifoliae (grape phylloxera), 841 nucleotides long. RefSeq names its product cuticle protein 19-like. NCBI's taxonomy places the organism in Eukaryota, Metazoa, Arthropoda, Insecta, Hemiptera, Phylloxeridae. The record is from RefSeq and is a predicted model, not a curated record. The transcript has 4 exons. The coding region runs from base 117 to 464 and encodes 115 amino acids. Gene Ontology annotation, cellular component: extracellular matrix.
CACGGCCAACAUAGCCACUUGACAAUCGUCACCGAAUCGAACAACUAAGUAUUUUACAAAAUACUAAGUGUAGUUUUUCUAUUGAUAACAGUUAUUUUUCUACGGUUGUAAUCAAUAUGAUGUCAAAGGUAAUCAUCAGUUCUUGUGUCAUUUUGUACGUCGUCUUCCAAGCUGUUCAAUGUAAUCCACAAGGAUAUGGACAUAAUGAUGAAGAUGAACAUGUCGAUUACCACGCUCAUCCUAAGUACUCUUUCAAAUACGGAGUUCAAGACCCACACACCGGUGAUUAUAAAACUGCUCACGAGUACAGAGAUGGAGAUGUUGUCAAAGGUUCUUACAGCGUGCACGACCCUGAUGGCACCCUAAGAACUGUAGAAUAUGUAGCUGACAAAGAAAAUGGCUUCAACGCCGUUGUUCAUAAAUCUGGACAUGCCAACCAUCCCGAUCACUAUGAACAUUACUAAGCAGAAAAUGAGUUUUAAUUUCAUAUGCUAUUUGUUAUUAACAAAUGAUUUAUGAUGGGUAAACCGCCACUGCAUUUAAGAAGGGAAAGCUGAGACAUCAAUCUAGUCCCUUAAUAUUUAACUUACUUGGAAUUAUUCUUCUUCGAACAUAUUUUGUAACGCAAAUAUUUAUAUUGUUAUUUUUUACAUGUAAUUAAUGUUAUACUACUUAUGUAUCAUAAGACAUAGAAUAUAACGCACACUAUUAAUUUGCAACAUUGUAAUAAAAUGUAAUUACUAUAUCAUGUACAUUGUUAUAGAAAAUAGUUAUAGUUUUGCAUAUUUUUUUUUUGUACAAUUGUUUCAUAUUUUGUUGAGUAUAUGAAUUUUACAUUGAA